AUGAAGACACUUGUCCUCCUCUCUGCCCUUGUCCUGCUGGUCUACCUGGAGCAGGCUGAUUCUCUCCCUGAAGGAACUGAGGAGACUAAAAAUGAGGAUCAGCCAGGGGUAGAGGACCAGGAUGUGUCCAUCUCCUUUGGAGGCCCAGAAGGCUCUGCUCUUCAAGAUGCAGCCAGCAGAAGAGUGUUGACUUGCUUCUGUAGAAGAUCCUGCAAAUUUUUUGAACGUGUCAAUGGGAUCUGCAGGCAAGGGUCCAAACGCUCCAGAUUCUGCUGCCGCUGA
Onychomys torridus (southern grasshopper mouse) is the source of this 282-nucleotide messenger RNA. RefSeq names its product alpha-defensin 23-like. The coding region runs from base 1 to 282 and encodes 93 amino acids. Gene Ontology annotation, biological process: disruption of plasma membrane integrity in another organism; defense response to Gram-positive bacterium; cellular response to lipopolysaccharide. The record is from RefSeq and is a predicted model, not a curated record. The transcript is spliced from 2 exons. Lineage: Eukaryota; Metazoa; Chordata; Mammalia; Rodentia; Cricetidae. Gene Ontology annotation, cellular component: extracellular matrix; extracellular region.